This is a messenger RNA of Caenorhabditis angaria, 500 nucleotides long. The record is from the annotation of a GenBank genome assembly. Lineage: Eukaryota; Metazoa; Nematoda; Chromadorea; Rhabditida; Rhabditidae.
AUGGAUGUUUCGAAAAUGAACAAAUACCACGCACCGGUGAGUUUUUAUUUGAAUAUUUUUGUUGAAAAAUCAAAAAUUGGAUUAUUUCAGGUUCACUUCUCGAGCUUCCCACAUUUGACAAUCACAUUGUGUGGAAUUGGAUUGCUUUUGAUCGCCUAUUUCACCGUUGCUCAGGUUAGUGAGAGAAUUUGAAGAAACUACGGCGUUUUUGAAAUUUCCACAAUGUUGAAUAAUUUUUUAUUUAAACAAAGUUAAUCUCAAAUUCGAAAGGGAACUAAAAAUUUGAUAAAAAAUUCAAGUUUUAAAUUUUCUGAAAACUCAAAUCCACCACCCCUCCCUCUCCAAACAUCCACCCAAAUCUCACCUAUCCAAUUUUGCAGGUCACAGCCACCAAAGCGAGCCGUAGCCUUGUCAAAGAUGUCACCGUCGCCACUCUUGCCUCAUUUUUCCUUGGCUUCGGAUCACUUUUCCUUUUGUUGUGGGUGGGAAUCUAUGUUUAA